UCACCACACCGGGUGGUAAUAUGUGUUGUGGGAUGGUUCGGCAGUUUCAUAAUACUGUAGUUGUAGCCAGUGAGUAGACAUCGGCUUUGGACAGCUGAUGAGGGGAAACGCAUUUGGUGUAUUCUUUGUUUCAAAUUAAACACCUCAAAGGCAGAUUAAUGCAUGUUCCACGAAAAUAGCCUCCUAUUCCAAUGAAAGCUAUUGAUGUCGGUGAGUCAUUGUGACCGAAGAUGUUUACAGAUAUGAUUGAGGUUGAAGAAUUCGAAAUCAAGGAGGAAGAACCUUGGUAUGACAACCAGGACCUUGAGCAUGACCUCCACCUGGCUGCUGAGCUGGGGAAGACCCUGCUGGACAGGAACAGAGAGCUGGAGCAGGGUCAUCAGCAGAUGUACUCCACCAAUCAGGAACAGCUACAGGAGAUAGAGUACCUGACUAAGCAGAUGGACCUCCUGAGGCAUGUGAAUGACCAGCAUGCUAAGGUCUACGAGCAGCUUGACCAGUCUUCCAGAGAGCUGGAGCAGAGUAACACCCGCCUAGUACAGGACAACAGGGCCGCCCAGCACAAGAUCCAGGGGCUGACCGAGAUGAUUGAAGCUCUACAGACUCAGAUGGAGGAUCUUCAAUGUCAGGUAGAGGAUCUGAAGACCGCCCCUGCCAAUCCCUAUAGGAAACCCCUUACAGAGGCAUGUCGGCCCUACGGGGCGCAGAGUGUGUACUGCCUGAAUGACCUGCAACACACACAGAGAUACUCAAGUCAUAACUCUGGUGACCAAUCUGAUGACCGCUGGUCUCCCUCUGACCUCUCGUGGCUAGAGGAGGAGCAGGAGUCGCUACGGCAAUCGCUCUGCUCUCUACAGACCCAGCUGGCCAAUGAACGUGCUCGGAGGGAGGGGGCGGAGCGAGAUGCAGACCUGCUAGCCAAUGAGAAUGUGGUGCUGGAGCAGCGCUUGGGAAUGAUGGCGGGGUGCCAGGCCAGACUAGCGGAGCUGGAGUGUGAGGCUGAGGAGCUUCGUCAGCUGUGGAGAGCCAACCACGCAACCAAAGCUUGGAGGUCAAGGGUCAGCCUGACAAUGCUGCCCAAUACCCUCUUCUUCCCCCUGAACCAGGAGAGGGGGAUGGGGGAGGAUGGAGAGAGCGAGGAAGAUGUGAUGGACGUCAGCUACCUUUCCAACCCGAAAGGUUGUGACAUCUUGAAGAGAUGCAACAGCGAGAAGCAGCUGAGGUCACCACGGGGUGAUGGGUCAGAGGUAGACGAGAGCCAUGAGCGUUCGUGUGUCCGCCAUUCAGAGGUGGUGAAGCAGCGUGGGAUCUCCCUCCUCAACGAGGUUGACGCUCAGUACAGCGCCCUGCAGGUAAAAUAUGAUGCGCUGCUGCAGCUCUGCCACCAGGGGGAGCCGUACCCAAACCAGCAGCACAACCACAAAGAGCUCCAAACACCGAGCGUAGCCCCCUCGGACUGCCCACAAUGCCCAGCCCUAGCCUCCCUUCGCAAGGCUGCAGGCAUAGACACAAAGGGCCAGGAGGAUGAACUUCACCAGCCUGAGUACAAGGCUCUGUUCAAGGAGAUAUUUACCUGCAUCCAGAAAACAAAAGAGGACCUGAGUGAGAGCAGAGGAAAGCCCUGGCAGUUGGCGUAGUAUGGCUUUCGUAGUAAACACGCAAAAAUGGCUCUGCUUUUGCACUGCACAUGCAGUUGUUUCUUGUUGGAGGUGAGCUAUUAAGCAAGCACCUUAUAGAUUGUAAGGCCUGGUAACUGAUGUACUGUGUCUGUAUCUGGUGGAACUGCAGCUGAAUCGAUUACCAACUCUAAGUUCUCAUCUCUAUCUAUGGAUGCUGGAGCAGCCAGAGAAAGGCAACAAACAUCAGCUGAUAUACCAGCUCUUUUGCAUGGAACAAACAGUGCCUAACAUUCAGUCUACAUCAUUCUGCCUCAAUCAACCUGCCCUACCUGAGCCAUGUUGCCCUUAGAUUAGCGUCUUGGGGCAAUGUUCUUCUACUCUCAGGAACCAGGAACCUCUGGAAACUUUCUGUGGACUAGUGCUUUUCCAUGGUACCUCUAUGCACUGUUCAAUCAAAAGCUACAUAUCCUUUUAAAGUGACAAUGUCUGAGCCUGAUGGUCAAAACGGUAACUUUAUCAUCUUUGUGCCUCAAACGCCACUGUUUCUUACUCUUGGUGAUGAGUAAAGACAAAUUAUGUGAAUUUACGUCUCAGAUUUGUACUGUAUGUCUUCAAAAAAGUUAGCAUGAUCCUAAAAUGUAAAAACUCAAGUAUUUGGGUAUGAAGACUGAGUUGUAUGUACAUGAUUGAUGUAGUAGUUAGCAAUAUAAUCUAAUGAGGCUAUACCAGAACUCCGAUAUGUGCUGUGAUAUUACUGUGCUUUCCAAAUACAAUGUUGACAUUUCAUGAACUAAGUAUUUUUCCGAUGGUUUGCCAGACGGUCCGGUUAAUUGUUUUUGCUGCCUAACUCAUGCUAUCCUAAUGUAUCAUGAUAAACACCCCCUUCAUUGACAUCACUGUAAAAUCACAUUGUAAUGAGAUGCACUUUAGACUAGCACAGGGAUGUUAUUUUCUGACAAUUUAUGUAGUUAGCCACUGUAUAAGAAGUGCUGUUAGUAACUCCUGUUCAAUGUAUUAGAUACAGUACCACUUAAAAGUUUGGACACACCUACUCAUUCAAGGAUUUUUCUUUAUUUGCAUUUUUUUUUUUUUUUUUACAGUAUAGCAUAAUAGUGAAGACAUCAACUAUGAAAUAACACAGAAUAAUGUAGUAACCAAAAGUGUUAAACAAAUCAACUUAUAUUUGAGAUUGUUCAAAGUAGCCACCCUUUGCCUUGAUGACGGCUUUGCACUCUCUUGGUAUUCUCUCAACCAGCUUCAUGAGGCAGUCACCUGGAAUGCGUUUCAAUUAACAGGUAUGCUUUGUUCAUUUGUGGAAUUUCUUUCCUUCUUGAUGCGUUUGAGCCAAUCAUUUGUCUUGUGCUAAGGUAGGGGUGGUAUACAGAAGAUAGCCCUAUUUGGUAAAAGAUCAAGUCCAUAUUAUGUCAAGAACAACUCAAAUAAGCAAAGAGAAAUGACAGUCCAUCAUUACAUUAAGUCAGUCAAUGCGUAAAACUACAAGAACUUAAGUUCAAGUGCAGUCGCAAAAACCAUCGAGCGCUAUGAUGAAACUGGCUCUCAUGAGGACCGCCACAGGAAAGGAAGACCCAGGGGAUAAAUUCAUAAGAGUUAACUGCACCUCUGAUUGCAGCCCAAAUAUAUGCUUUACCGAAUUCAAGUAACAGACACAUCUCAACAUGAACUGUUCAGAGGAGACUGAAUCAGGCCAUGGUCAAAUUGCUGCAAAGAAACAACUAAAGGACACCAAUAAGAAGAAGAUACUUGCUUGGGCCAAGAAACAUGGGCAAUGGACAUUAAACCAGUGUAAAUCUGUCCUUUGGUCUGAUGAGGACAAAUUUGAGAUUUUUGGUUCCAACCUACAUGUCUUUGUGAGACGCAGACUACAGCAAGUGAAAGGAUGAUCUCUGCAUGUGUGGUUCGCACCAUGAAGCAUGGAGGAGGAGGAGGUGUGAUGUUGUGGGGGUGCUUUGCUGGUGACACUGUCAGUGAUUUAUUUAGAAUUCAAGGCACACUAAACCAGCAUGGCCAACACAGCAUUCUGCAGCGUUUCACCAUCCCAUCUGGUUUGUGUUUUGUGGGAUGAUCAUUUGUUUUUCAACUGGACAAUGACCCAACACACCUCCAGGCUGUGUAAGGCCUAUUUGACCAAGGAGAGUGAUGGAGUGCUGCAUUAGAUGACCUGGCCUCCACAAUCACCCAACCUCAACCCAAUUGAGAUGGUUUGGGAUGAGUUGGACCACAGAGUGAAGGAAAAACAGCCAGCAAGUGCUCAGCAUGUGGGAACUCCCUGUUGGAAAAGCAUUCCUCAUGAAGCUGGUUGAGAGAAUGCCAAGAGUGUGUGAAGCUGUCAUCAAGGCAAAGGAUGGCUACUUUGAAGAAUCAAAAAUAUAUUUCGAUUUAUUGAACACUUGUUGGUUACCACAUGAUUCCAUAUGUGUUAUUUCAUAGUUUUGAUGUCUUCACUAUUAUUGUACAAUGUAGAAAAUAGUACAAAUAAAGAAAAACGAAUGAGUAGGUGUGUCCAAACUUUUGAGUGGUACUGUAAAUACAUAGAGUACAUGUGUAAUCUUUGUGAUAAAUGCAAACCCAGAGGAUUCCGUGUCUCUAUUGGUCCAUUAUUAUAACUGCAAUGUCAUGUGGUUUGCCAAGGUGGUAGCUAUUAUUAUCUAUGUAAUCUAAACAAAGCGGUUCAUACAGGAUGGAGCAUCAUCAUCACAAGACCGGGACAUAAUUCUCACUUUGUGACAGGGACAUAAUGGAGAGCACAGCAGGGUGGGAGACAGUACGUUUUUGUUUGUAUGUGUGUUUUUGUCUACAUAUUAGUGACUGAUUCACAGGUUAGGCACCUUAUACAAGGGUUAAAGGUCAGGCUAGUCUUAAUGUAAAUGCCAAGUAAGACAAGAAUCUGGAGAUUUAGUACUUAUCAUUGUUUGAUGGCAUAGGCCUACAAACAACCACACAAAGCAAUCAUCCUCUGUCUAAAAAAUGCUAUUAUGAAUUUGCACUUAGAUUUCUACCAGUACAUACAUAUGGUAAUAUGUCUUCUUGAGAGUGGGGGAUGGGGUUCAAGGUAAUUUCAAGGAAACUAGACUCACAGUAAUACAAAGGCAUUUCCUCAUGGUGUCCUCUGUUUUUUUUAAUGCUUACUAAUGAUGGCACUGAAUGGAAUGUUGACAAACUUGUUGGUGAACAAGAUACGGUCUCUCACUGAGAAAUCAACUGCUUGAAUUUAUUAUUAUUUUUGCUUUAUUUAACUAGGCAAGUCUGUUAAGAACAAUUUCUUAUUUACAAUGACAGCCUAGGAACAGUGGAGUUAACUGCCUUGUUCAGGUGCAGAACGACAGAUUUUUAUAUUGUCAGCUCAGGGAUUCGAGCAGCCUUUCGGUUACUGGCCCAACGCUCUAACCAAUAGGCUACCUGCCCCCCCAUUUGCACCAUAUUUGAUAAGCAAAUAUGGUGCAAAGAAACAAAUGGCGAACUUCAGUGUCACUUUUUGCUGAAGGAGUGAAAUAUGGCUGCAGGUUAACUUUCUGGUAAACUAUUAAUUCACUUUUAUGUUUGUACUCGUGCUUACUGUAAGCUGGUAAUAGCAGGAGUCUCUGGGGGAGGAGAGGAGAGAAACCCUGCCUCCAAAAUGAGUAUUUCUGGGGAGAACAACUGAUGAACACAUGGGCAAAAUCUAACCAGAGAGACCAGACUCACCUGUACCCAGCUGUGUGUCCAUGAAGAGGGAACCUAUAGAGAGAACCUAUAGAGAUUAGACAGGGACCAUUCACUCCUAAAAAUAGGGAUCAAUCCAACUCCCCUGUACCUAGCUGUGUGUCCAUGAAGAGUAACCAGUCCAUUAGAGAACCUAUAUAAUUCAGAGAAGGACCUUUUCAAACUAACCAAAGGGUCCAGCAGGAGAGACCAGACUCCCCUGUACCCAGUGGUAUAUCCAUGAAGAGUGACCAGUCAAAGAGAGAGCCUGUAGAAUUCCGGACUGGAGACUUUCCUCCAAAACAAGAGUAAAAAGUCUUGUUGUCAUUUUAAGAAAUCUGAGUGCGAUUUCCAGAGAUAAAAAAAGCUUAGCAACGGUACUUGCCUUGUUCCUACACAGAGUACCCAGAGACCAAUAUGAGAAGUCAGAGUCAUACAUUCCAAAUGGUCAGUCUGCCCCAAGUCAUGAAAUGGACCUGUUCUCCAUAUUUAAGGUGGGUUGUCUUAAUUUGCUCGUGCUGGAAAAUGGCUUCGAAACCUCAAUUCUUACCUCCAAGACUGUUUUGACUUAGUACUCUAUGUCAUUUUGAAUUGUUUGUUGCAAUUGCUUGAAUGCAAUGUCAUCUCUUUUGUAAAGAAUGAAUUGAAGAGGUUCCAGAGGAUUCUUGGUAAAGAUUACACAGAUAAACAUACUAAGAAUGAGAAGCAGAGCAGUGCCAGAGAAGGGGCUCUGAAGACCACACUGCACGUUCUGAGGAACAUGAACCAGAAGGAGCUGGCUGACUCGCUGGAGAAACAUAAGAAUUCAAGUCUUUGUUGGUCGGAGGCUAGAUCCUCUUUACCUACAGCAAAAAAUCUGAUGCAUCUGCCAUUCUUCCCUUGAGUAGGGCAGUUAACCCCCAACAACAACUGCUCCUCUGGCGCCGAUGACGUGAACAUAGAUUAAGGCAGCACCCGCACCUCUGAUUCAGAGGGGUUGUAUUUGUAUUUAUUAUGGAUUCCCAACUACUCUUCCUGGGGUCCAACAAAACUAAGGCAGUUACACAAUCUGAGUGUUCCCUCAGGCCACUAAUGUUACCACAUAUUUACAACACAAAAUCCAUGUGUACAUGUGUGUAUAGUGCAUAUGUUUUCAUGUGUUUAUAUGCAUGUGUCUGUGCCUAUGUUUGUGUUGUUUCAGUCCGGCUCUUCCAUAAUUUUUAAAAUAUUUUUUAAAAUGAUUUUACUGCUUGCAUUAGUUAAUGUGGAAUAGAGUUCCAUGUAGUCAUGGCUCUAUGUAGCACUGUGCACCUCCCAUAGUCUGUUCUGGACUUGGACAGUGAAGAGACCUCUGGUGGCAUGUCUUGUGGGGUAUGCCUGGGUGUCUGAGCUGUGAUUUAGUAGUUUAAACAGACAGCUCGGUGCAUUCAACAUGUCAAAACCUCUCACAAAUACAAGUAGUGAUGAAGACAAUCUCUCCUCUACUUUGAACCAGGAGAGAUUGAUAAUUUUAGCUCUCCCUGUACAUUUUAGGGCCAGCCGUGCUGCCCUGUUCUGGACCAAUUGGAAUUUUCCUAAAUCCCUCUUUGUGGCACCUGACCCCAUGAUUGGACAGUAGUCCAGGUGCGACCAAACUAAGGGCUUUAGGACCUGCCUUGUUGAUAGCGUUAUUAAGAAGGCAGAGUAGCGCUUUAUUAUGGACAAACCUUUCCCCAUCUUCCCUACUGUUGCAUCUGACCAUGACAGUUUACAAUCCAUGGUUAUACCAAGAAGUUCAGUUUCCUCAAUUUGCUCAAUUUCCACAUUAUUAAUUACUAGAUUUAUUUGAGGUUUAAUAUUUUAGCGAAUGAUUUGUCCCAAAUACAAUGCUUUAAGUUUUUGAAACAAUUAGGACCGACUAUACUGAACAAAAAUAUAAACUAAAUAUGUAACAAUUUGAAAUAUUUUACUGAGUGAAAGUUCAUGAGGAAAUCAGUCAAAUCAAAUCAUUAGGCCCUAAUCUAUGGAUUUCACAUGACUGGGAAUAUAGAUAUCUGUUGGUCACAGAUACCUUAAGAAAAUGGGCCUCACAAUGGGCUUCAGGAUGUCGUCACAGUAUUUAUGUGCAUUCAAAUUGCUAUCAAUAAAAUGCAAUUGUGUUAGUU
Molecule: messenger RNA, 7441 nt
Organism: Oncorhynchus masou masou (cherry salmon)
Lineage: Eukaryota; Metazoa; Chordata; Actinopteri; Salmoniformes; Salmonidae
Product: cerebellar degeneration-related protein 2-like
Exons: 9
Coding region: 231-1637 (468 amino acids)
Source: RefSeq, a predicted model, not a curated record